CUAAAAGAACUAUUAUAAUGAAACAGUCAUCUAAUGGUGUGCAAAAUGUAUCGUUUGAAACAAAUGGAUUUUUAUCAAAUUUUACAGAUAUUUUGAAUCCAGAUAUAAAGUCGGACAAAGCUGAAAACAUUGAAUGGUCAUCCUGCUCCUCUGAUGAUGAAGAGAAGAUAAAUGAGACGCAUGAACCAGGUACAUCACAAUCAAAUGGUGCCACAAAAAGAAGAUGCUUUUCUCAAGAUCGUCUAAUUAUGGAUCGUUCUCACAAUGAACAUUCCACACUGUGUUCUAUAACAAUGCAUUCUUCUAAUAAACUUCCCCCAACUCGCCAUACUACAUUGAAUAAACAGAAAACUAAUAAAAAGUUAUCUUCUGAAGGUGACAAUUUAAUUAUAGAAUCCGACUCACCUGUAGAUAAUAAAUUAGGAAAAUGUGAACAGUCAAAACCCAAAUUUCAGACACUUAGUGAAAAAUCAACUCAGGCAUAUGCACCAGUGGAGUCUACCUUUGGACUCUCCCCAUUUCCAAACACCUCAACUCAAAUUACACCAGGGAAUGUAUGGUCCUAUCAAAAGAACAGCUGCUCAAAACCUAGGGUGGUCAGGAGACUGGACACAGAAAUGUUUCAAGAUUCGCCUGAUCAAAUAUCCGAUAUAGAUUCAGUAUCUGACAGUGACAGUAGCGAGAUUAAAGAGCUGACGGUGGAAGAAAUCAGUGAUUCAGAAGGAGGUGUACAGCAACCCCUUGAAGAAAGUGUAGGAACUCAGGACGUAGAUAUCAAUAGUGGUGUUUCAUCCUCACCAGAUAUAUCAAAGGAGAAGAAGAUUCGAGCAAGUGAUUGGGUUACUGCCCUUCUGAAGCAGAAGACACCCAGCAAGCAGGAUCUGACAAGUUGUCAGGAGGGUGAAGACUCUGCUAAGAAAAAGAAAAAACAUGCAAAAGACAGCAUAGCAGGGCAGCUGAGUCGACUCCUCAAUCGUGAGAAGGCAUCUGUAAGAUUUUGGUAUCACUCUCUCAGCACAGAAACAAAUAAUGAAGCUAAAGGAAAGUCUGUGACUGUCAGUCUGCUCACCCUAGACAAGAGGUUCUCACUUUAUGUUGCACAGUGUAAACUGUUGAAUGAAACUGAAGGAGACUUGAGAUGCAAAGUGCUUUUUACAAUAAAUACAGUGGAGAGUUUAGCACUUAAACCUGGCAUAACUGUCCAGAUUUUUCCACCUUGGCAACAACUAGAAGAGUGCUCAGGGGAGAAAACUCUACUUUGCACACAGUACGUCCGCAUAGUUUCUUCUGUUCAAAACCCUACUACCAAAGUGGCCACAAACACAUCAGAGAAUCUACAUAAUGUAUCUGCAACGUGGGAGUGCCCUUGUUCAAAAGACCAGUCUAUUCCUGCUAGCUCCUGCCCUGCCGUGAAAUUUCCUGUGAUUUCUCCUAUCCAGAGGCCAGAAGACAUUGGUCCUCGUCACCCAGCUAAAGCUGUGCUCCAUUCCAUCAAUGCAACUCCAUGGUGUCACGAAUCAUCCAAUGUUAGGCGAACAUUUUUGGAAAGCAAGGAAGGAAUGGGGAGAGAAUCCACCUAUUUACCUCCCUUCCUUGCCAGGGUUAUAAGGAUUUUCAGAUGCAGAGAGGAAAAUCUUCAAAUAAUCAGACACCAUCUUUUAAUGGAAGACACAGCAGGUACCAUUAUUUUCAUCUCAUUACCUGAAGACUUCACCGACAUCUCAAGCCUGUGGAAGUUGUAUGGGAAAAGUUGUUUGUGCUCAGGGCUAGUCAUUGAAUCCCGCAUCAACAGAGACAUAGAACCAGAGUUAUUUGGUAUCAUUGACAUCACCUGGACCCUGCAGCCCAAACAAAGUCAGCAGAGCGGAACAGACUCAUCACAACUCAUACAGAGUACUAGAAAAUGUCCCAACUUUGCCUAUUGGCUAAAGUCAGCCAAUGGCUAUAACUGUAUAAUCAAAAUGGAUGUGGAAGACAGCCAAAUAGAUUCACAAGCUUCUGAACUUAUGGAUCUAAAAGACACCGUUCAGAUGGAUAGGAGAGGUAGAGUUUCAUUCUUGGCAAAAGUAGUGGUGAACUCUGGGUUUAAGGAGGCAUCAGUCUCACCAACUGUGUUUGUCUUUGAUGAGUCUAGUAUCCAAAAUGGAUUUACAGCCAUGCAGAAGUUGGAAGUAGACAGUUCUUGUGUGUUGGAAAACAUGUCUUCAGUCUGUUUUUUCCAGGAUGUUAUCUCUGAUAAGGGUUUUCUUCAUUGUGACAAGUUUACCCUAAUAUUGGGCCAGAAGUCUUGGGCAGAAUGGGAAGUUCCAGAUAGACUUGGUCAGUCUGCGAUUGAAAGAAUUGUUUCAUGCCCUCUGGUCCUGCCAGAGGUCAGUGUGUCCUGCUCCUCUGGAGAUUUUGUCAGAGUGGAAGGAAUUAUUUGUGAAAUAGAUGAAAACACAGCUUUUUCAUGGGAGGAAUGUCCUGUGUGUGGAUGUGACACAAACACCACUGAAGAUUCAGGUUCAAUAGUUUGUACCAACUGUAAAAGCCAAGUGGACUCACUAGUGACACGAAUGAAAAUGGAAGCUUAUGUUCAAUGCCAGUCCAUGCCUAAUGGCUCCCUGGUCAAAAUUAAUUUGACCCAAAGGUCAAUAGAGUCAGUCCUGCCACAAGAGACAGAUGAUGAGGGCUACGAUAUGGAUCAAGUUAUCAAGAAACCCCUGAACUGUCCAGUGUGUCGUGUGGAAGAAAUCUUAGAGAGUCACAACGAUAACAAUGUUGCUGUUAACCAGACAAGGUUUAAGCUUGUGGAAUUUGAUAACUUAACCCUGUAAUACCAAAAUCUGCAUCAAGAAUGGAAUUCAAUAUAGAUCUAUAUAUAUAUUCAAAAAGUUCUGAUUGUUACAAGUUGUGUUUGUACAUUUAUUGAUAAUUAUAUUGCUUCUUGACAAAUUCUUAAAAUAAAGUAGAAUGAUAAAAAUGUAUAUAUAGCUUAUUUUUUAAAAAAUAAAUGAAGCUUAUUUUUCUUUCAAAAUAGGAACCAUUCUGCCUACAUUUUAUUCUAUUUUUCCUUACUAUUACUUGCCUUAAAAAAAGUUUUUUUUAAAAUGUUAAUUUUAUUUAAGUUGUUUUUAAAAUGCACAUAAUCAUAAGCUGACAAUGUCAUCAUUUCACUUGAUUGUAAUUCCUUUUUUUCUUGUUGUCUUGUUGUCCCCCUUUAUGUCCCAGUUUCUGGACAAAAGUGAAACCAGUUGUAAAUAAAGCAAGAUUGAUCUCCCCUAAACUUUCUAGAAUAUGCUUAUAUCACAUUUAUAACACCACAGAGAAAGCAAUUCGGGAUAUAGACAGGAUUUUAAAUACAUUUUUAAUUAUUUAAACUUUUUUAAAAGAAUAGAAUCUUAUAGAAAAAAAGAAUUACGCACCAAGUGAACGGUAUAAUAAUGAUGAAUAUUAGUACUUUAUAAAUUCAUGCGUUUUUUGAGAAAUCGGAUAAAGCGUAAUUUACUACAUCCGGUCAACGGAAAUUACUCAAAAUUUGACAGAUGGCACAGAAUUAUAUCUUUUCCUUAUAUUUGAAACUUUGUUUAUCUGAAACCAUACUCAAGUUAUAGGCUUUUGAAAAACCAAAAGUAGAAUAAGUUCCACUUCCGGUCAUCAGAAAUCGCUGAAAAGUUGAUACAGAACUACAAAUUUGAUAUAAUACUUAUAUGAAAUUUCACCAACCUAGCUGUAAUGGUACUCAAGUUAUCGUGUCCACUGAAACACACACACAGACAGUAUUGCAAAGCCCAGUUUUUCCGACUCAAUUACGUAUAAGACGCCGAAAUUUUGAGAAAUCUGGAUUUAGAAUUUUUGCUCGAUUAAAAUAAGUCCUCUAUACUCCAUAUAUGAUGAAGUAUUGAGAAGUAAAACUGAAAACUGUAAAAAAUUUCAUGUGAUUUUUGUGCAUGAUUACAAAACUUCCUCUAUACUCUGUAUAUGAGAAAGUAAAAAUAUAGGUCCAUUUAAGUUUACACAUGUAAAUAACUAUAAUACCAGUUAAACAUAUAAGCUCUGCUUAGACUAACUUGUUGAUUUUCAGAUACAGUUUUGAAAAUCUUUAUUGAAAUAGAAUUACAAACUUCAAUUAUAUUAAAAGAAAGGAUAAGAAAUAUAAAUCUUGCACUGUUUUCCUUGUGUUGUUUUUUAUUUCAGCUUCAUCUUUUUUAACAGAUUAUUUUUACUUUUUUUUCAAUUGGACUUAAAUAUUUA
This is a messenger RNA of Physella acuta, 4233 nucleotides long. RefSeq names its product DNA repair-scaffolding protein. Gene Ontology annotation, biological process: double-strand break repair via homologous recombination; regulation of establishment of protein localization to chromosome. Gene Ontology annotation, cellular component: nucleoplasm; nuclear chromosome. The record is from RefSeq and is a predicted model, not a curated record. NCBI's taxonomy places the organism in Eukaryota, Metazoa, Mollusca, Gastropoda, Physidae.